Ipomoea triloba (trilobed morning glory) is the source of this 579-nucleotide messenger RNA. RefSeq lists its product as uncharacterized. Bases 1 to 579 code for a protein of 192 amino acids. NCBI's taxonomy places the organism in Eukaryota, Viridiplantae, Streptophyta, Magnoliopsida, Solanales, Convolvulaceae. The record is from RefSeq and is a predicted model, not a curated record. The transcript has a single exon. Gene Ontology annotation, molecular function: enzyme inhibitor activity.
AUGGCGAAGUGGAAUUUCAUUGCUAUUCUCUUUCUCGCUCUUGCGAAUUUUUUAUCCCCAACAAUGGCCGUGAAAAAGGAUACCAAUUUGAAUUCUUUAUCCCCAACAAUGGCCGUGAAAAAGGAUACCAAUUUGAUGCUGUGGGGGUGCUCUGCCUCCACAGACCGCGAGCUAUGUCUGUCGCUCCUCAGAUCAGACCCUCGUAGCUACGACGCCAAGGGUUACACAGAACUGGGCAAAAUCAUUGUCGAGUUCGCAUUGGCCAAAGCCGAGGAAACUCUGUCGUUCGUUAAAUCGCUGGAGAAUAAAACCACCGACAAAGCUGUCGGCACGAGCCUCGCCGUAUGCCGCAGUCUGUACGACCUCAUCAUACGCGAGCGCAUUCCGAGUGCCCUAGAGACCUCGACGGAGAGCGAGGAGGACGCGACCCGGAUAAUGGGCGAAGCAGUUUUGGACGAUGAGAAUUGUGAAAAGGAGUUUAGUAAGAACCAUGUUAAAUCUGUGUUGACUAAGAGGAACAAUGAUUUCAGUGACAUUGUUUACAUAGCCCAGAGCUUAUGGUUUCUAGUUUGGGGUUGA